GCCCACACCAUGCAGCCCCAGUCUGUUCUGCACAGUGGCUACUUCCACCGGCUGCCUCAGACCUGGCAGACAGCUGCCACCACCCUCAGUGCCUCCAACUUCAUUUACCCCAUCUUUGUCACAGAUGUUCCUGAUGACAUACAGCCUAUUGCCAGCCUCCCAGGAAUGUCCAGGUACCGUGUGAACCGGCUGGAAGAGAUGCUGAGGCCCCUGGUGGAAGAGGGUCUGUGCUGUGUCCCGAUCUUUGGUGUCCCCAGCAAAGUUCCCAAGGAUGAGCGGGGCUCUGCAGCAGACUCUGAGAAGUCCCCAGCUAUUGAAGCGAUCCAUCUGUUGAGAAAGACCUUCCCCAACCUCCUGGUGGCCUGCUACAUCUGCCUGUGCCCCUAUACUUCCCAUGGUCACUGCGAAUUUCUGAGUGAGAAUGGAGCAUUCAGGGCAGAGGAAAGCCGCCAGCAACUGGCAGAGGUGGCACUGGCCUACGCCAAGGCAGGAUGUCAGGUAGUAGCCCCGUCAGACAUGAUGGACGGACAAGUGGAAGCCAUCAAGGAGGUCCUGAUGGCAAAAGGACUUGGCAACAGGGUAUCAGUGAUGAGCUAUAGUGCCAAAUUUGCUUCCUGUUUCUAUGGACCUUUCUGGGAUGCUGCUCCGUCAAGCCCAGCUUUUGGAGACCGCCGCAGCUACCAGCUGCCCCCUGGAGCCCGGGGCCUCGCCCUCCAAGCAGUGGCCGACCGGGAUGUCCAGGAAGGAGCUGACAUGCUCAUGGUGAAGCCAGGAAUGCCCUACCUGGACAUUGUGCGGGAGGUGAAGGACAAGCACCCCGAGCUCCCCCUCGCCGUGUACCAUGCGUCUGGAGAAUUGGCCACGCUGUGGCACAGAGUCCAGGCUGGGGUAUUUGAUCUCAAGGCUGCGGUAUUGGAGGCCAUGACCGCCUUCCGCAGAGCAGGUGCUGACGUCAUCAUCACCUACUACACGCCUCAACUCCUGCAGUGGCUGAAGGAGUAACGGAGUGUACAAGACCCAAGAACUAGAACUCGAGAAGGCUCCCAGGGCCUUGGAGAAGUGAAAACCAAAGUAAAGGCUG
This is a messenger RNA of Sciurus carolinensis (gray squirrel), 1081 nucleotides long. RefSeq names its product delta-aminolevulinic acid dehydratase-like. Gene Ontology annotation, biological process: heme biosynthetic process. Gene Ontology annotation, cellular component: cytosol. The record is from RefSeq and is a predicted model, not a curated record. NCBI's taxonomy places the organism in Eukaryota, Metazoa, Chordata, Mammalia, Rodentia, Sciuridae. Gene Ontology annotation, molecular function: zinc ion binding; porphobilinogen synthase activity.